UCAAAGGAAGUUGUGCUUUAAAAUAUUUUGGAAAACCUGGAAAGAAAAAUUUUCAUGAUACUGGCUGCUUGUAUUAUUUCUUGAUUGAACUAAAGACUGACUAAGAAAAAAUGUCAUAAAGAAGUAAUACUGGUUUAAAGUUUCUCUUUCUGCUUGGGGUUUUAGGAAGAAGCUAAUGUCCAUGAAUCCUUCAGAUAAAAAAACAAAAAAAUCAGUUGUCAUACCUGAACAGAAAUGCAGGAUGAGAAAAAUAAUACCUUCCAUAUGAAAGUGUGGGCGUAGGAAAUGUCCAGCCCGACUAAAACUUCCAUGGACUGAACUACAGGGCAAAAGCAUGCAAAGUCUUCGCUGUGUUUACAGAAAUGGAAACCUGAUCAGAAGUGAGAAGUUAUUAGAAAGUUGUGAGUGGUUUCAGACAAGAUGCUUCUUUUUAAAUUCUUCCAGAUGUGGCAAUGAACAUUGUCAGACACAGUCAUUAUGUAUGUCUGGGUAUGGAGAACACAUCGGAACACUUCUAUGAAGCUUUGCAUUAUAAAUCUUGUAUCGAGAUUGCCUGUGAUGCCUGACCAGCAGCAAUUCAAGGUGAAAGGAAAAAACCAGCAUGUUCCUUAGUUGCGAUGCUGCUUGCAAACCAGGAAGGGAUUAUCAGUCUUGCUUACUAAUCAAAGACGGGAAGGAAUAUUCAAGGAAAAUCAGUUAUGCCAAUAGGGUAUAUGGCCUUCUGCUCAGUGCAUGAAAUAAAAGCUGAGGUUUUUUCUGUGUCUUUUUGCAUGGAUGGCUUUGCCAGGGAGAGAGGUUAAGAGACAGCCUAGGAGCAACUCCUCCUUUCUUGCAGUGCAGUAUGGUUAUUGCAAAUAUAUACUGUCCUGACUGAUUCCUGAGCACUGGAAGAAACCUGUGGAGUCCAGUCCAGUCAAUUCCUGCAUGAGGAAGGAUAUUCUUCUCCAGAGAAGCCUUCUUACCCUUCCCAAAAGGGCUUGAGAUAGGUACCUUGAAUACUACUGAAGAACUCACCUGAGGGAAUAAAAAUGUGAAACUGUCUUUCAAAAUGUGCCUGAUGUCCUUUCUGCCAGCUAAUAAGUAACGCCAAUAGAUUACGCAAGUGGAAGCCCAAGGAUGGGCUGUUUUGUUUAGACAGCAAAUCUUGAGAGAGAAUGACAGCCUGCAAGGGACAUCUCUGCUCUGACAAGGAGCAACAGCCUCAGAGAAAGUGCACAGCAAGAGAGCAGGGGGCAUGGUGGAGGGCAGCAAUUCAGAUCAACACUUGCCCUUUCAGGUCCUUUCUGCAGGGUGCUCUAUAUUUUUGGGUGAGCACUCUGCACACAUGGAGCUCUUCAUCUUCUGCAGCCUUUUGCAGGCAUUUAAAUUCACCCUGCCUGAUGGAUUUAAAGAAGCCAAUACACAAUAUCUUUUGGGGAGCACCGGGCAGCCCCAUCCCUAUUAGGUCCAUGCUGUUCUUUGCGAGGCAUCUCGGUACCAACAUCCUGAACAGCCUAUUCACUAACUUCACUUGAGAAAACUUCUAUGAACUGCUCCUGUUUGUAAUUUCUUGUGUUGAGGAGGUCUUCGUAUGUGCUCCUUCAGGUGCUGUGAAUUAAAAAUAAAGCAAAGAAUUACAGACUCUGGCAUUAAUUCUGGCUGAGCAGGAGUCCUGCUACUGAGGGAAGGCAGAAACUCUAAUGUGUAAAGCCUCAUAGUGGAAAGAACUGAAUCCCGACAGGGAGUGUGAAAACCUUGGCUGCUGAAGGAGGCAUCCAGCUCUAGACCCGAUAGGAAAAGUAGUCAGCGGAGCUGUCAGUCUGUGGUCCCAAACAAGCAACAGAGCUCUGUUAUCUAGGAGUAUGGUGAUCCCUGAAGAGUGUUGGCCUGUGCUCCCUGUCCUCCUGUACUUUGUGGGACGAGUCAGUCAUCCACUUGUAGUGGAACUUGGCCAGAACAAAAGCAAAGGCAGUUGUGUUUGCAGAGGAGUUCAGUAUGAUAAUCUUGCUGGGAUUUCUGCUGCAGCUGGAGUCAUGGGCACAAGGUGAACUGCUGUCCAUCAGGUUGUUGAAUCCACACCUGUGCUGUUCUGAAGAUCUAUAUCUCUGGCAAUGCUAGCCUUCCUCUCCCACUACCAGGAUUUUUCCACCUGUAAAAUGAGAAUAAGUAAGAGCACUUGUUCACCUGGAAUUGUUACAGACCCCUGAGAGAGCACACUGCAGCCUCCCCUCGGGAUUUCCAGUGUUCUUAUAGAACAUCUCAAACUUGCUCCUUCUUAUACUUGCCAGUCCCUGAGCAGCCACUCUUGGGAAAUGCUGCUGUAAACACAUGCAGUUUUGUUUCUUCUGGGUGCGCAGUUCCUGAAAUUGCAAUGGAAAAGUCGUGGAUUUCCUCCUGGACCAACACCAUUUCCCGUCAUUGGAAGCAUGUGGUGGAUAAAUUUUAGAGCUGAUCAUGGGAGCCUGAAAAAGCUGGCAAAAAUCUAUGGCAACAUUUGUACCCUGUGGCUGGGUCACAAACCUGUUGUGGUGCUGUAUGGAUUCCAAGCUGUGAAGGAUGGUCUCACCACCAACUCGGAGGAUGUUUCUGGGCGACUACAGACCUAUAUCUUCAACAAAAUGGCAAAUGGAAAGGGUAUCCUGGUCUCAAAUGGUCUCAUCUGGAAACAUCAGAGACAUUUUGGAAUUGGAGCUCUCCGAAAACUGGGAAUGGGGAACAAAGGAAUGGAGCGCGGGAUACAAACCGAGGCCCGUUAUCUGGUCGAGUUCUUCAGGGACAAAGAUGGAAGAGCUGUCGACCCGUCCUUCCCUAUUGUUCAUGCUGUCUCUAAUGUGAUCUGUGCUGUGGUUUUUGGACAUCGUUUCUCCCGGGAGGAUGAAACCUUCCGCCAGCUGAUUGAAGCAUACAAUUGUAUAGUGGCUUUUGGGAACAGCUACACUUACUAUGUGUGUGAAAUUUUCCCAUGGGCUGCAGAGUACAUCCUAGGACCUGCACAGAAAGCAUCACUGUCCUGUGAUUUUGUUCGUUCUUUCAUAAGGCAGGAAAUCAAAAGCCACAGGGAAAGAGGCAAAAUAGAUGAACCAGAAGAUUUCAUUGACUUUUACCUGGAUCAGAUAGAGAAAACUAAAGAUAUCCCCAAUUCUACGUUUGAUGAAGACAACAUGGUGCAGUCUGUUUUUGACCUUUUCCUGGGUGGCUCAGAGACCACUGCCACCACUCUGCGUUGGGCUCUGCUCUAUAUGGUGGCUUAUCCUGACGUCCAAGAAAAAGUCCAGAAAGAGCUAGAUGCCGUUCUGAGUCCUUCCCAUCUAAUCUGCUAUGAGGAUCGGAAGAAACUGCCUUAUACAAAUGCUGUGAUUCAUGAGAUCAUGCGCUUUGGUAGCAUUAUUUUAAUCACAAUUCCCAGAGAAGCAGUGAAGGAUACAACUGUUCUAGGGUAUCAGCUUCCAAAGGGCACUAUGAUUAUGGCAAACAUAGACUCGGCUCUUUUUGACCCUGAAUACUGGGAGACCCCUCACCAGUUCAACCCUGGUCAUUUCUUGGACAAGGAUGGAAAUUUUGUGACCCGAGAGGCCUUCUUAGCCUUCUCAGCAGGCCACCGUAUAUGUCUGGGAGAGGUGCUGGCGAGGAUGGAGCUUUUCAUCAUCUUCUGCAGCCUGUUGCAGACGUUCAAGUUCACUCCACCAGAAGGAGUUAAGGAAGUCAACACAGACAUUGUCUUUGGGAGCACAAUGAAACCCCAUCCAUACAAGCUCUGUGCAGUUCUUCGCUAGGCUGCUGGGUAUUACAGAUUUGAGAAAUUGCCACAGGUUUGCUAGUGUGCUGAUCUUUUGUGCACCUUUUGUGUUUUUCAUUUCUAGAUCAAAUUCAGUGUGAAUCUAUCCUUGUUGUGUUAUAUGCCUAAGAGGCUGGCCCUGAAAAAUACUCUAGUUUCCCGGCGUUGGGAAAAUC
Grus americana (Whooping crane) is the source of this 3930-nucleotide messenger RNA. RefSeq names its product cytochrome P450 2J6-like. The transcript is spliced from 10 exons. Gene Ontology annotation, biological process: arachidonate metabolic process; xenobiotic metabolic process. Gene Ontology annotation, cellular component: intracellular membrane-bounded organelle; cytoplasm. Gene Ontology annotation, molecular function: heme binding; iron ion binding; oxidoreductase activity, acting on paired donors, with incorporation or reduction of molecular oxygen, reduced flavin or flavoprotein as one donor, and incorporation of one atom of oxygen. The record is from RefSeq and is a predicted model, not a curated record. The coding region runs from base 2406 to 3752 and encodes 448 amino acids. NCBI's taxonomy places the organism in Eukaryota, Metazoa, Chordata, Aves, Gruiformes, Gruidae.